AAAAGAAAUGUUUGGCAUCGAAGAGACUGAGUUUGAAAUAUCUAUGGAGCCUAAAGAUAGUGCCAGUGUAGACGAGAAAGAAGGAGAGCAGAUGGAAAAGGAGAAUUUCCAAACAGAGGAAGACACAGAAAACAUAGGACAGACAGGAAGGAGGUUGGAAAGGGACAUGGGAACAGUGGAAGGAUCUGGUGUUGAAACAUCGGAAGAGUCUCUGAUGUUAUUGGAACCAGAGCAUGGAGCAGAUGAGGAGAAGAAAGGAAUGGAAGAAGAACGUCUGAUUGAACCCACCCCUUUUGAUCAAUACAUCGAUUCAUUUGGUAUUGCAGAUCAAUUAUAUAACCAAGAGAAAGGCAACAGAUUCACUGUAGACUCUGUCAAUACAGAAACUGAGAGCAACAAUGAAGCAAGCAUGGCCCACAAUGUUGACCCAAUAGAGCCCUUCAGUGUUGGACUGGACCAAUCAGGAGUCACUUUACUCAGGGAGGAAGAAGUUAGUGAUUACACACUGCUUGUGAAUAAUUCUGAAGUGAUCAAGUGCAGCCAAAUAGCAUAUGAUUGUGCUCUUACACUAGAGUCAGAUGACACUUUCAGCACUGAUCCCAAAAUCUCUCCUAGUCAACUCAUCCAAACUCCAUGUAUUGAAAUCACUAACCCCUUUCUCAAACCAUUAUUACCGCAGAGUAUUCAGGGUAAUGAGGGUGGUGCAAACACUGACCCCAAUACCACAGGGGGACUGGACACAUCAGAGGUCAUGUUACUCAGCGAGGAGGAAAUGAGUGAUCAUGUGCCGCUUGUAAAUGAAGUGAGUGUCAGUAGCCAAAUGACGUAUGAUGAUAGAACUCUCACAACAGAGCCCUGCCAAACAGAUGAGGCUUUGAGCACUGAUCCCAAUAUCUCUGCUAGUCAACUCAACCAAACUCCAUACUCGGAUGAAAGCCAUAACUCUUUUCCCAAUUCACUCUUACUGCAGAGUGUUCAGGACCAAGGUGAUAACGCAGCAAACAUCAACUCCAAUCAGAGUCCUUCUCCGAGCAGGAGGAGAAAGAUGGGGUCGACUCGUAGGCAUCCUAGAGUUGUACAAAGAGAAGAGGAGGACACAGAGGAGAAACAAGAAGUGGAAAUAGAAAGCACAGAGAUAGAAGACAAGAGAGAAAACAUGGAUGCAGUGGAAGGUUCUUGCAUGGAGUUUGAAAUGUUGAUGGAAUCUAAGGAUGGAGCUGGUAAUGAGAAGAAUGAAGGAGAAGAGAGAAAUGAGGAGACUGUCCUGACUGACCUCAGCUGUUCAUUCAGUACUUCAAAUCAAGAGGGAAGAAACAUAGAGGCUGACAAUAUAGAAAGUGAGAGCCAAUCAAUUAUAAAUCAUUCAAUGACAGCAAAACUCAUGCUUCUACGUCAAUCAGAUUUCUCUGAGGUUAUGGAAACUCUUCACAACCCUAAUGUUCCUAAUCUUGAGUCCCACUUGACUGAUGACACACUGAUUUCAACAGUAAAAGUUAGAGAGGUGGAGGAGAUAGAAGUUGAAGUGAAUACAGUCAUGGAGAGCGAGAGCAGCCAAACUGACCUGACUCUUACAGUAGAGGCCCAAGAGUCAGGUGACAUGGUUUGUAUAGACCCUCACAUCUCUGCUUUUCAACUUACCCAAACAGCAGACAUGGAGCAAUGUCUGUUAACACAAAGUAAUAGCCCCAGUCUUCUUUCAAAAUCAUCUCUGUCUCUGAGUUCCCAAUCUCACGAGGAUGUUGGUGAAUCCAAAGCUACAGGGAAGAGAAGAAAGAUGGGCUUUACUCAUCAGACACAGGGAGGACUCCACGCAGAGGAUGAGAAGCAGGAGACAGGAGAAAAUAUAACAGAGGCAGAGGUCAGAGCAGAAACCAUUGGAAAUCCAGAAGUCAAUGCUGUUUUGGAAAGAUUUCAAGAGGAGCGCAGGGCUGAAGCUGUCAGUCUGGAGGACCAACAGGAGAUACAGAGCACAGAGAAGGAGACAAUACUCAUAGAGGUGGUUGCCUCAAGCACGGUUUUGAGUGGAAAAGGGUCUGAACCAGUGGCUCCAGCUCCACAGCCAGGCCCUGGGAAUAAAAGAGGUCAAGAAAAGGCAGAGCGUGUGGAGAAGCCUCCGGGUACCUUCGGAAGCUCUGGCUCUAGUUCAAACCCCUACAACGUGGUGAUGGUUGGAAACAGCAGUGUGGGCAAAACCUCCUUCAUGAGGCGUUUCCAAAGUGGAGAGUUCUGUCUGCACCACAAUGCAACCAUUGGUAUUGAUACCUGUAUACAGUCUGUGACCGUGGAUGGCAGCCCAGUGACUCUACAGUUAUGGGAUACUGCAGGUCAGGAAAGAUUCCACAGCAUCACCAGACAAGUGUUCCACAAAGCCCAGGGUCUAAUGCUUAUGUAUGACAUCACUUCGUCUCAGAGCUUCUGUGACAUCUGCUACUGGGUCAAUUGCAUUCAGGAGGGGGCUCCAGAUGAUGUCAUCGUUAUACUCCUUGGGAACAAGACUGAUUGUGCUGAACUAGAUCGAGAGGUUCAGACUCAUGAAGGGGAGAACCUUGCAAAGGGGUACGACAUGCUCUUUAUGGAGUGUAGUGCUGCAACAGGUGACAAUGUGACUCUGUCUAUGGAAACUCUGGCAAGGAUGCUAAAGCAGCUGGGUGAGCAGACAAGACAAGAAGAGGGAAGCUUGGUGUUGCAGAAAGAACCGCCAAUGAAGAAAUCAGGCUGCUGCUGAUCAAGGUGGAGAAGAUUGGUACAUGUCAUAAUCUGCAGCACAUACACGCACGCACGCACGCACCCACGUACGCACCCACGUACGCACACACGUACGCACACACGUACGCACACACGUACGCACACACGUACGCACACACGUACGCACACGUACGCACGUACGCACACACGUACGCACACACGUACGCACACACGUACGCACACACGUACGCACACACGUACGCACACACACAUGCAUUUGUGCCCUAUAGCCCCUUAUGAUAGUAUUUUUAUUUCUAAAUGUUCUAUAUGUAAUAAAGCAGAUUUAAAUGUUAAAAACAUUUGUCAGUGCAUACCAAAGCAUAUACUGUAGUGGUAGUAAUGUAACGCUUGAGAUGAUUCUCCCUUUUCUACUUCUUUCAAACACUGUUUGUGGGGGGAAAAAUAUAUUUAUUAGAUUAUGAAGAGAUAUAUAUUCAUAGCAACACUAUUUAUUUGCAGUAGAUAGUGUCAUAUUACAAUUUAUUGUUGGGUUUCUUUUUGCUUGAAAACAUCCACCUAUGCAGUUUAUACAAGCCUAAUAAAUACAUAAUACAUUCAA
This is a messenger RNA of Oncorhynchus tshawytscha (Chinook salmon), 3304 nucleotides long. Its product is annotated as EF-hand calcium-binding domain-containing protein 4B. Gene Ontology annotation, molecular function: GTPase activity; GTP binding. Bases 8 to 2725 code for a protein of 905 amino acids. The transcript has 9 exons. NCBI's taxonomy places the organism in Eukaryota, Metazoa, Chordata, Actinopteri, Salmoniformes, Salmonidae. The record is from RefSeq and is a predicted model, not a curated record.